CCUCUUGUGUCAUGUCUAAAUCUAACCUCAUUUUGAUGUAUUAAUUUAACUAAUUUACUAUUUUACUUUAAGUUAGGCUCACAUUCAUUUUAAUUCAGCCAAGUGAUUGUUGUUAGUUUAGAGCCUUUAAGAUGAGGGUAGUAGCUCUUAUAAGCGGUGGCAAAGACAGCACAUUCAAUAUGAUGCAGUGCAUUGCUGCCGGUCACGAAAUAGUAGCUUUAGCAAAUUUAGUACCGCAUAGUAGGACAGAGAUAGACAGCUAUAUGUACCAAAGUGUAGGACAUGAAGCCAUAGAUCUCAUCGCAGCCGCUAUGGACUUGCCUUUAUAUAAAAAAGAAACUUUAGGUAUUUCUAAUGAGAAAGGCAGGACAUAUAAACCCUCGGAAAAUGAUGAAGUAGAAGAUCUGUAUUUGUUACUUGAGACAGUGAAAAAUGAAAUAUCUGUUGAUGCUGUCUCAGUGGGUGCUAUUUUAUCUGAUUAUCAAAGAGUUAGAGUAGAAAAUGUGUGUAGUAGAUUAAGACUUACACCUUUGGCAUAUCUUUGGAGGCGGAAUCAAGAGGAACUCCUGGACGAGAUGAUAAAAUGCGAGGUGGAUGCGAUUGUGAUAAAAGUGGCAGCCCUGGGCUUGGAAUCCAAGCAUCUGGGGAGGUCAUUGAGCUUACUUCAGCCCCAUUUGAUAGCGAUGCAUGAGAAAUACGGGUUAAACGUGUGCGGGGAAGGCGGAGAAUAUGAGACUUUGACUUUAGAUUGUCCACUCUUCAAAAGCAGGAUAGUUGUUGAAGAUUCUGUUGUGAUACUACAUUCUAAUGAUCCCAUAGCCCCCGUAGGAUAUCUGAAGUUCAAUAAGCUGGUACUGGAGAUAAAAUUGCCAGCGUUGGACCUCCACAGUCGCUUAGAAGGUUUACCGUUAAAGGACAGCGAUGGCUACGUCACUGAUCAAGGGGAAGAAGCUUUUGAGAUUAUAGAAAAUGAAGAGGACGAACCUAAAUAUAAUGAGACUGCAACAAAUUCCUCGGAAGUCAAUUAUUUAAAUGAGACAAUAGCCCAAAGGCCAACUAUAACCACCAAAAAAAGUAAGGAAGGUUGGUUGUGGUUGGGGGGAGUCCAGGGUACCUCUUUGGAUCCCUCGGAAGCAAUGGACGAAGCCAUGAGUAUUUUAAAGUCUCUCCUGUCAGAAAACAUCCACACUGUCCAAGACGUGUGCUCCAUAAGCAUGUUCGUGAGUGACAUGUCCCAGUAUGCCGCAUUAAACGAACUCUAUGUCGAAAUGUUCAACCACGUCAACCCGCCCAGCAGGGCGUGUGUUCAGGUCCCCUUCGACCAAACCUGCCCCGUCAGGAUCGAAGCCCUGUCCUGGAAACAGUCGACCAAAUCGUCUGGUGACAGAAUUAUCGAAAGACACACGAUGCAUGUGCAGAGCAGGUCGCACUGGGCACCCUCCAAUAUAGGCCCCUAUAGUCAGAGCGUCAGGGUGGGCGACUUUGUGCACUUGGCUGGUCAGAUAGGGCUGGUGCCAGGCAGUAUGGAGAUGGUCGCAGGAGGCAUCAAGUCCCAGUGCCAGCUGGCAUUGAGGCAUCUGAAAAGGCUGCUGAUGGCCGUGGACUCCAAUUUUAAUCUGAGGGAUGUCGUACAGGGUAUUUGUUAUGUGACGGACAUCUCUUAUGUGGAACGUUGCAGGAAACUGUGGGAAGAGAGGACUAACAACGCGAUAGUCGAUUAUGUGGUCGUCACCGGACUACCCAGGGAUGCUUUGGUGGAGUGGCAUGUUUGGGCUCACAAGUACAACAACCAGUUUGAAUAUGAAGAGCGCGGCAAGUGCGUCGACAACUUCUUCAUCUCCAUCUAUCGCCGCUGGAACUACGACAACAACAUCGCCGCAAUCCUCUGCCGGGUAGACCAUCCACAAAGCGCUGCGACCCUUGACAACAAAAUAUUCACCGAGGCCAUGGACUAUACGAUACAGAAACUGAAACAGGGACACGAAGACGCCACGACCUCCAUUUUCAAUAUCAAGAUUUUCUAUUCAGUCACGAAAAGCAUAGAAUGCGACUCGUUUAACAGUUACUUUGAAGAUCACAUGGAAGACUCGCGGUUGAGCUACACACUGGUACCCGUCGUCUCGUUGAAGAAUAGUCACACCUAUUUAUCGAUAUGCGGGGUCAGGUUUCAGUGAACGAGAGGUGCGGGGGCUUCGGUACGAUUGAAUAAAGAUCCUAAACGUGGGGCGCUAGUCUAAAGCUAUCAUCGUAACUAUUUUUAUUGAUGCCUUUAUAGCACUUGCCAGAUCUAAGGGGGCUGAAGAUCUUAUUUUGUGGAUCGAAGUUUUGUAAAGAACACUUUAUUUUUAAGAAUAUUUUAAUUAAUAAAGAGGAAAUAAUGUUAUAUGAU
This is a messenger RNA of Anoplophora glabripennis (Asian longhorned beetle), 2389 nucleotides long. RefSeq names its product diphthine--ammonia ligase. Gene Ontology annotation, biological process: protein histidyl modification to diphthamide. Gene Ontology annotation, molecular function: diphthine-ammonia ligase activity. The record is from RefSeq and is a predicted model, not a curated record. The transcript has 10 exons. Bases 132 to 2174 code for a protein of 680 amino acids. NCBI's taxonomy places the organism in Eukaryota, Metazoa, Arthropoda, Insecta, Coleoptera, Cerambycidae.